AUGGAAAGAAAAGAUGCGACCCCUGCUAGUGGCCAUUGUGGGCUUUUUGAAUGUUGUCGCUGGAUUGUAAUUGCGUUCCUUUGCGCUACCGAAUUCCCGGUCAGCACAAUUGACAGUGACGGAGCUCAUGCUGGCCGCUAUGAUGUCCGCAAAACUUUGGUUUGGCUUGAUGACGAGAAUCCCAACAACCUGAACAGUUACUUCUUCCUCUUUUGGUUGACUACGGUGGAUGGUCGCAAGUAUCAUAACCUAACCAGUCCUCGUGGGUCCGACAACUAUACAGGCUUGAAUAUCUCCACGAACUAUGCUGGGGUGCAGCUCAACGUACAUGUUACCCCAACCGGCAAUAACCUGUAUAUCGGUGGGGGUGGUGGUAUCACUCUGUUAAGCGAUGGCAAUGAUUUUGGAGAAUCAUACCUGGGUACUCCUGGGUAUUCCCGAGGAUACUUUGAACGCCAGUGGGGAGAGUUUGGGAUUUCUGGCGGCCAUUACGGAUAUUGGCUCUAUCUCUCCAAUGGGUUAAUGGUCCAUAAAUGGGUCGUAGGUCCUACUGUGGAGCAUCCCAAUGGCGUUCACGAGGUUGUGGAAGUGGGCAGGAAUACCACCGCGUUUAAUGUUAACCUGGACAUACCCAGUCGACAAGCGCGAUUGGAUAUAAACCAACUGAUAAGAGAAAGUGAGCUCCGCCCGCUCCCUGGCGCCAAUGGAUAUAAUAUCAGCGAAGCAUACGCUCAAGGCGAAGGUGUCUGGGAAGGCGAACUUGUCAAGUUUUAUGGACAUCUUGAGCAACUCUCUUUCUGGUAG
Penicillium canescens is the source of this 804-nucleotide messenger RNA. RefSeq lists its product as uncharacterized. The coding region runs from base 1 to 804 and encodes 267 amino acids. The record is from RefSeq and is a predicted model, not a curated record. Lineage: Eukaryota; Fungi; Ascomycota; Eurotiomycetes; Eurotiales; Aspergillaceae. The transcript has 6 exons.